This is a messenger RNA of Caenorhabditis elegans, 1398 nucleotides long. RefSeq names its product DnaJ homolog subfamily B member 13 (gene dnj-13). The record is from RefSeq and is marked reviewed. Gene Ontology annotation, biological process: microtubule-based process; protein folding. Gene Ontology annotation, cellular component: sperm flagellum; motile cilium. The coding region runs from base 14 to 1009 and encodes 331 amino acids. NCBI's taxonomy places the organism in Eukaryota, Metazoa, Nematoda, Chromadorea, Rhabditida, Rhabditidae. The transcript is spliced from 3 exons.
AUUACUUUCCACAAUGGGAAAAGACUACUACAAAGUGCUGGGCAUCAGCAAAGGUGCAACAGACGAUGAAAUCAAAAAGGCUUAUCGUAAAAUGGCUUUGAAAUACCAUCCGGAUAAGAAUAAGGAAGCUGGAGCUGAGAACAAAUUCAAGGAAAUUGCCGAAGCUUACGAUGUUCUUUCCGAUGAUAAGAAAAAGAAGAUUUACGAUCAAUUCGGAGAGGAAGGACUAAAGGAAGGUGGACCAGGAGCCGGAGGUGGUGGCGGCGGUGGAAUGCACUACGAAUUCCGUGGAGACCCAAUGAACAUUUUCUCAUCAUUCUUUGGAGGAUCCGAUCCGUUCGGUGCUGGUGGACCUGGAAUGUUUGAUCUUGGUGGUGGAGCCGGAGGCCCGAAUAUGUUCUUCAUGAAUCAAGGUGGUAUGGAUGACGGUAUGUUCGGCGGCAUGCAUCAAGGUGGAAGACGUGGACAUGCUCGUCAAGAUCCUGCUGUGCUCCAUGAUCUUUCUGUCAGUUUGGAGGAUGUACUGAAAGGUACAACGAAGAAGAUGAAGAUUACAAGAAAAGUUAUGACGGACAAUGCUCAACGCCUAGAAGACAAAGUUUUGACGGUCACUAUUAAACCAGGAUGGAAGUCAGGCACAAAGAUCACAUUCCCAAAAGAAGGUGAUCAGCACCCGAACAGAACUCCCGCCGACAUAGUCUUCGUCAUCAAGGAUAAGCCACACCCGAAAUUCAAGCGAGAGGGAUCUGACAUCAAACGCGUCGAAAAGAUCUCCCUGAAGUCUGCAUUGACUGGCCUUGAUAUUAUGAUUCCAACGUUGGAUGGAGCAGACUACCGUCUUCAAUUGAACGAUGUCAUUAAGCCGGGAACUACAAGACGGCUGACUGGAAAAGGACUUCCAAAUCCAAAGUCUCCAUCUCACAGAGGAGAUUUAAUCAUUGAGUUUGACGUGGAAUUCCCAUCACAACUCAAUCCAACUCAACGGGAAGUGAUUCUGAGGAACUUCUAAUCGCAUUUUUCAAUUUUCCCUCUCUUGCUUAUCAAUCAACUACAGUCGAACCAAGACGGGUAAACAAUCACUCUUGAUUGCCAUUGGAUUCGAUUUAGCAGUAUUCAGUCGCCUUGUUCGAUGUUUUCAAGCGGGUAUUUAAGAGAUUUUUUAUUAGGAUGUUGUUCUUUUUAUCACCCAUGUUUCAUUGUUAAUUACCCAUCUCACACAUAUUGCCCAUAGUUAUUCAGAUGCAUUUUUUAUCGUUUAUCAAGUCUCAUUCUAAUGACAUGAAAACCUUCAUUGACAAGAUACUCGGUGUAAUUGUAUCCCCCCUCAACCGCCCCCUCUUUCAAUUUUAAUUCGUGCUUCCUUAUCAACAUUUCCGAUAAAUAAACUUUUAAAUUAAA